Gambusia affinis (western mosquitofish) is the source of this 7653-nucleotide messenger RNA. RefSeq names its product coiled-coil domain-containing protein 85A-like. The transcript has 4 exons. The record is from RefSeq and is a predicted model, not a curated record. NCBI's taxonomy places the organism in Eukaryota, Metazoa, Chordata, Actinopteri, Cyprinodontiformes, Poeciliidae. Bases 922 to 2322 code for a protein of 466 amino acids.
UUUUAUUGUUAUUGUCAGUUCGUAAUGUUUGUAAUGUUUAUUGUACACGCAUGUUGUGGUAAAUGAAUAAAAAGAAAAGCAAAUCAGAGCUUUUUCAUCACAAAUGGGUAGUCACACACAGCUGUGUGUGAGUUCGAAAUGAUCUCGGUGAAAGACAAUCUGGCGUUGUGCUGGACAUUUACCAUCUUUUGUAAACCAAAGAAGGGUUUUAUUUUUGCAACUAAAACAAAAAAAAAGAAUAAAAAGAAUGAGCAGAAAAACAGUGCCAAUAAUUAAUAAUAACUUGGACAAUAAUUAAUAAUUGACAUCAUUAUGUAUAUUUUUAAGCAAAAACAAACAAACACAAAAAAACGAUGACUGAGCUACAUGCUGUAGUUCAAGCCCCGCACUUUUGAAUGUUGGUGUCCACUAGAUGGCGCCAAAAGACCAAGCGGCAUUAGCAUAGAGGGCGGGACUGAAGCAGCAUCCGGGGACAGAAGCGGGUUAUUGUCAUCACGAACACACCUUCUCAUCCUGGCUCUCUGGAUAUGAACCUGCAGCCUGCUCCCCUUGCAGCCCCCCUUCCUCCUCCUCUUCCUCCUCCUCCUCCUCAGUUGCUGAACAGCUGUAGUGCGCACUGAGCAACGGCAGUGCGCAAAAGGGCCGGCAUGCACCUGGAGGGGAACCCGCCCUGUAAAGCCGGUUCCAGACUCUGUUCGGAGUUUCAGGCGGAUUGCAGGAUGAUGCUCUAACAGCAUGAAUAUAACGGGGCGGGUGCUGAAGCUGGAGCUGCAACAUGGGCGUGGGUCGAAACGAGCGGGAUGUGAUUUCGCGGACAUAAUACGGCAAAAAGGAGGACCGUGCAAAACGAUCCGAGUUGUGAUCUGAGCUCGGGUUCGCUCGGAUUCACCACACGCAGCACUUUCCCCGUCCCUGGCCGGAAUGAUGGAGAAGGGCGCGUUGCAGCGCCAGCAGCAUCAGCAGCAGCAUCAGCAGCAUCAGCCUCCGUCCAAGAGCGCGGAGCGUCCGGUGGAGGACGUCGCCAAAAUCCCCGACGAGGAGCUGCUGAAGUGGAGCAAACCGGAGUUGGUGCGGCGGCUGCGCCAGACGGAGACGGAGAAGAGGGCCGUCAUCGUGGAGCACGGCAAUCUGAUGCGUGAGGUGAACCGGAGGCUUCAGCAGCACCUCACGGAGAUCCGGAGUCUGAAGGACGUGAACCAGAAACUGCAGGAGGACAACCAGGAGCUGCGGGACCUGUGCUGCUUCCUGGACGACGACCGGCAGAAGGGGAAGCGGGUGUCGCGGGAGUGGCAGCGCCUGGGCCGCUUCAGCGCGGGGCUGAUGAGGAAGGAGGUGGCCGUCUACCUGCAGAAGUUAAAGGAACUGGAGCAGCGGCAGAUGGAGGUUGUCCAGGAGAAUCUGGAGCUGAAGGAGGUGUGCUUACUGCUGGAGGAGGAGCGAGCCGCUGCCACAGAUGGAGGAGGGGUCCACACCCUGGGAGAUCCCAGCUGCAGGAGCUCAAUAGACAGCCAGAACAGCCUGUCUCAGCUCGCAGGGGGUGGGCCUACACCUGGCUUGCUGCGGGAUGUUGGCGAUGGGAGUAGUACCUCCAGCGCAGGAAGCACGGAUAGCCCCGAUAAACCCCACCACAAGUCACCUGCCCUGAGCUCCAGUGCGAGCCCAGGAUCAGGGCCAAGGCACUCCUUGGAGAAACAUAGAGAUAUGUGUGAAUCUCCAAAUAGGAGAAACAGGUCAACCCCUGAGUACCAAACCUUCCCUCAGUCUUGCCGCCCCCGUGGUGGGUCCCUUUUAAACCUAGCACCAUAUGGGCUUGGAGGACCUUGGCCUGAGAAAAACAGCAAAUCUCCCACCAGGCUACCUUGUGACUCCAACUCCAAACCCUCCACCUCUGAGCUACUAGCUCAAAAACCGUCUCUGAUGUCAGGGCACGCGUCACCAGCCUGCAGGAAGGGGUCGGCUAAGUCCAGCCCGGAGCUGAGUCAGAGGAGGUUCCAGGGAGACAAUCUGGGGGCCGGCUGCAAAGGUCCUGAAGCCAAGCAGCCCACAUCAGGGACCCUGGAGUACCUGAGGAAAGGCCGGGUGAUUGUUGGGAGUCCAGAGUCUAUGCGGCACCACCAUAAUUACCAUCACAGCCCUGGAGGGGAGAACAGCAAGGGAAGGCACAGCGGCGGGUCCCCGGGCAGGGAGAGGGCUCAGAGGAGGGCUGUUGGAGAAGAGAUGAGCCCCCAUCAUCAGAGUCUGUACAAUGCACUGAUAUCUGCUGGCUGCUGCACCAAUUCCUGUCGGACUGUAAAGCUUUGGGACAGCUUUGACGCCUCCUGACCAGGACACGCCUCUUGAUCUGAUGCUGCUCUGACAACACGCCCACACACACCACCGAGACAGAGAGAGGAACGAGGGAGGGGAGAAUGGACCAAUGUUUAACUGGGUGGAUAAAUGGUUGAAAAGGAAUCGGCGUAAAACAAAGACGCUGAAGAAUGAAACACUGGCACUGAGAGGUGAAACUCUGGAAACACACAUUCUGCCCUUUCUCCUGUUGCUGCUAAUGCUACUAUGCAUCUCUACUAGGUAACACUAGAUGUUGUUCGUCGUGUUGGAUAGGUGAGGACUUAUCCCUCCUUUGCCAAAAGAAACAGAAAGAAAUGACUAAAGCUGCUCAGAAUCCUUGUUGCCAACAAUAUGGUUCUACCUCUUUUGAAAGACAGAUCCUCAUAGAAGAUGCUCGAUACGAGAAGCAACGUCUGAUACUCACACUGAAGGUUAAAAACCCCCUCAACAGUAACAACAGCUGGCAUUCGAAACACUGCAAACACCAAGGUAAUAAAUAUAGCUCCUGCUUUGGAACAAAACACACUUUUAAAGCACAAACUCUAAUUCAAAGGAUGUUUUCUCUUGCUAUACUGGCCGUCAUCAUCAGGCAGUUUCAACAGUUUUGUCCUCUUAACAAUAGGCAAUGGAGAUGUUGGUGCAGGAGGUUCCGAAAAAACUGGCUGUGUAAGGACAGAGGAAGUGGAAGUGUGGAUUAGUGCGAAGCUCUUAUUUUAAAAUCAUAACAUAUUAUUCAGCAAGACCAUCUAGCUACUGUAAUCAAUCAACCCAUUUGUAGCUUGUAAGGAGAUCCUUAGAUACAGCCCAUAGCUCACGAUACUCCAUAAACAUUUUAAUAAAGUCUUAUUAAUAUGCAAUAUUCUAUUAACUAUUUUAUUGUUCAUAAACCAAUCUAAUAAUGUUAAUAUCAAUUUUAAGAAGUCAUUAUUUUCCUAGCCAUUAUUAGACAUUUAUUACAACCCAAAAAAUGUAUGUAAAUUUGAAGAUCCAUCCACACAUUAUUUAAAACACUUAAUGUUGCAGGGCUACAAGAGCCAAUCUCCAACAGCUAAUGGGCGAGAGGCGGGUACAACCUGGACAGGUUGGCAGUAUUUGGUGAAGGUAUUGAUUACAGUGUACCCACAUUUUCAGGUUUGGUCAUUGACGGGCAGUAUGGCCAAAUAUAUGAUCAAUAUGCAGAGCGUGAGUGAAUAAAGCAUCUAAUGUAUACAAAUCUACCAAUUAAUGAAUGUGAGCUGUCCUGUUCAAUUGCAGUAUUGCAUACAUGAUGACUUCAAUAUAAUAUUUGUGCAGCACAUAUUGUAAUGUCGAUUCUAUAGUGUAACUACAAAUAAAAUGGAAGGUCAUAAUAAAGGAAUCGAAUGUUCAAAAUAUAAUUCAAAAGUUUACAAUUUUGGGACUAAUCCUCUUAAUCUGAAAUAGGGAAGGAAUUCAAAGUCUUACAAUCACUUGGACCCAUUAACUUCCACCACCAGAACCACCAUUGAACAAAGAUCUAAGUUCCUGACUGUAGUCCAAAGUUGAGUAGUUUACUUUCACUUAAGGAACUUAUAUGCCACAUGCCUUGCUGUUGUUGGCCACAAGGUCCCUCUGAGACCGGCAGCUGUUAUUUCUGACCCAGGUUAUUUAACAUCCUGGUCGUUCCUGACUUUGGCCUAAGAAUCUGAUUGGAUAUUCAGAGGAUCUUAUUUUUAAAGUUACUAAAUGCCGUAGAGCGUACGAGGAUGUUCUGUGGCCACGGCCUCACUCAUCUUUACAGGAAAAUAGACAGAUUAUAGAUUUGCUUACAAUAAAAACAAAAACAUUUUUGGUAAACAAAUCUAGAGAAGGACCAGUCAGCGUGUGCUACUGGGAGAGGAGCAGGCAUGAGGAUAGCUAGUAAGAAAACUUUAUUGUUUUUAGACAUUCUUCAGACUAGAGAGGAGAAGAAAGAUGUCAACAACAUUUUUCUGUAACUAAUUACUUUUUCCAUUCACACUUUUGGAGGUUUAUGGACAACGUGAGAAUUAAAGCUGCAGUAUGUAGCUAUUAUAUAUAUAUAUAUAUAAAAACUAUACUCUCACACAUUUGUAACAUAUUUGGGACAAAUAAUUGGUCCAAAAAAAUUGAGCUCCUCUCACUUCUCUCAGUGCUUCCAGUGUGAACUAGAAACAACUAGUCAGAGCCAGGAGGAGAGUCUUAGCUUAGCGCUGUCAAUCAUCCCUCCCCUCCUUACAGCUUACAGCUUCAGAGCCUGUUGUGAAUGCUAAGGACAUUUAGCAUGGCCACUGGUGACCGCAGAAAAACGGUUUUCCUAUACAGGAAAAUUAUUUCUCCGCCAUUAGCACAUUUAGCAGUGCUUUCGUGAGAAUGAUUGGCAGUGCUAAGACACUCCUCCUGCCUUUGAUUGGUUGUUUUUGACUGGGAGUGGAGCAUCUCUUCAGACAGAAAUAGCAGCACAAUCUUUUCACAGAGUAUCUGCCUCAUAUUAUACUGCCAUGACAUGGUGAUAGUUACAAAUAUGUAAAAAUCUUUUUUUUUAAAGUUACAUAGUGCAGCUUUAAUUAAUUUUGUGGAGCUCAUGAGCAAUGACCGUUCGUACUAUGGGAAUUGUAGUGUGGAAGGAAUACAUACCUCCUCAGUUUAUGACAUGCAUAAUCUGAUCUCUUUUCAACUCUUUUAAAACUAUCAUCCAUAAUUGUUACUGCUUUAUUUAUUCCCUAAGCCUAACUUCAUACUUCCUGGAUGUCAAAUUCAAACUAUAUGUAGUUUUGUAUAGCACAAGUAGCAAAGGGUAUGUACAGUUAUUCUUGCGGAUUAAAAAUGAGGGUCGAAAUCACACUAUCCAAUUAGACUUUCUGAUAAAGUCACAGUUAGUCUGAAAUUACCAACGCAGAACUGCUCCAAAUGGCAAAGUAUAAGAAAUGUUACCAGAACACAUUACCUUCAGUUCUCAAUGGAUGUGAGAUUGGAAGGUGUGUGUACAACUUCUACAAAUGUAGCAUUUAGUUAGGAGCACCUUACUCUGCUGUUUUCCACAGGGUUAUAAAUUUGUUUGGAAAUAUAUAUAUAUUUAUAUUUUUUUUGGUCAAGAUCUGCUCCUAUGUCAACAGUGCUGCAGUAUUAUAAACUUUAUGUCAGCUCUCAUAUUGUGUGGUGCUGUGCUUUUGUGCGCGCCAUUUUGUGCAACCCUAGGUCAGUGACAAUGUACCGUUAGCAACAUUUUUAUAAAUAGCAAGCAAGACAACAUGUAAUUGGACAGCAAUUACAUGUAGUUUAAUUCAACAUGUAAUUUAACAUGUUUACAGUUCAUCUUUUGAGUUAUACUAUCUUCUACAUUUAUUUAUUUUUCUCAUAACUCUCCUGCUUAUUGGACAUAAGAGCGAAGCUCUUUCUUUCGAAAAAACUAGAUUGUACAAAAGUUCUCUGUGCCACAAGAGCUUUGCCCAGAUGUUGGCUCCAAAAAAAGAACACUGUGCCAAUAUAUUUAUAACUCUGUAAGAGUAAAAAAAAAAAAAAUCAGAUUUUUCUUCAGUAAAUUUCUUUAAUGAAGGUUUGAAAUCCACCUUGUGGAGAGAUGUUUUCGCAAAGUGGGGUUCUACUAAGAGGUCAUGAACAGUAAAUAUGGUACCUGCAAUAGAUAAGCUAAUAGCUUUUUCAUCAAAUUUAGCUAGUAAGAAUCCAUACUCAGCCCUGAUGUGAUCAAGUUUGCCAAAGCAUUUAAACAGGCAUCAUGUCUGAUUACAUAAAUGUCUGUUUUUAUUUACAACAACAUUCUUGGAACGUAUAUUGAUCUGCUGAAAAAUACCGAGGCAUUCUCAGUUCAUAUCGCUGGACAGAACUGUUCCUGUUUUAUGAACUCUCCAGAACCUAUAGAGAUAUUAUCGUUAUGGGCCUAACACUUAGAGUAAACCGCCUGGAUGGCUGAGAAUGUAGUUUAUUUUUUAAAUAAAAAAUAUAUGCUGUAUAGCCAAGUGUUUACUGGUAGAAAUGAAAGAUCCUUUCUACCAUAGAUAAAACGCUUUUUCAUUGUUCUUAAAUGUGUGUCAACAUGUGAGUGUGUGAAGCUUUUUCUGGCAACAGAAAAGGAGGAGUUUUACUGUUUUGAAGAAAACAAAAAGUAGGUGUCUCUGUCACUUUGCCUCCAGUGCCCAUAGACUGCUAGGUGAGGGAUUUACUGGUCAAAAACUCUUAACAGAACCCCGCUUUAAUAAGUCGAAACAGUAACUCAAAAUGUAGCAUGCCUAUUAUUAAAUCAACUUCAGGCUGUCAUUUACAGGAAGACGUUGUUGCAAACGGGCUUCUGUGAAAUAUCUUAAAUAUUUAUCUACAGUCUCUCCCAUACUCUUUUGUUCCCAUAAAAUUCUUCAUCUCACUUUGUAACAGGACCGCAUUUCAUUUUUUCCUCACUGGGAUCCAUGUCGAAUGGAUGAAGCGUCCCACAAAGAAACGCUUCAAAAGUCUGAGCUUGUGAUUUAUUUGACAGAUAAAGCACAGCUACGUGUUAUUAAAGCUAAGAAUAAUUGGCCUUAAGUCUUGGAAGUGUUAUAUGACAGGAAGUAGUUUCUAAAGCGCCUAGUUUUCCAUCUCCUGGAGAAAAGGCAGAUCCUUCAUUUGUUUUUAAGCGGAAAGUUUUGAGGCAUUUUACCCCAAAAGACUUAAUUCUUUCAGUGCCAGAACGAUACGUAGUUUUGAGAAGGAUGCAACGUUUUUGUUGGACCAUAUACAAUCAUUGACAAUAAUGUAUGUGCAGAGACCCGUAGACAGACAUAUAAUCCUGAGGCAACACAGUAUAACCUCCUGACUCUGUGAAAUGUUGUUUUUGUAGAUUUGGUGAAACAAGCAGGAAUUACAAUAUAUAUUGAAAGACAUGUUUUUAAAGUUUAAUAGUAGUAAAUCUGCUUUUCUAUAAAUAUUUACUUACAGCCAUUAUUUUUGACUUGUUGGUAUUAUAUAAUCACAAUUAUAUAUCCAGAGAUCUAUGUAUAAUACAUGCUAAUAAACUAUCUUUAUGUAGAAAAUGACUCGUUAUUUCCUAGUUCUUGUGUGUUGGUGUGGAUGUAUGGGUGUUAUUAGGAAAAUAUUAGCACAUCCAUGGACACUGAAAUAUGCUGAAAAUGCCUCACGUCAAGCAGUGUGGCCUGUUGGUCACCCUGAGGUAUUUCUCUACUGCGGUGCUCAUCAGGCUGCUUUACAUUCAACUCACACUAGAUAAUUAACAUUAAUUAAAAGAUAAUUAACAUGAAUUAAAUUAGAAUGUUACUGCAAAACUCAAGACAUUAUAUAGGUAGAUUUUUUUUUUUCUCCAAGUGGAUUAGUGGUUUCAACCAAUUUUUUUUUCCUGUU